This is a messenger RNA of Prunus avium (sweet cherry), 2479 nucleotides long. It is a transcript of the gene EBS5, whose product is annotated as HCP-like superfamily protein. Lineage: Eukaryota; Viridiplantae; Streptophyta; Magnoliopsida; Rosales; Rosaceae. The record is from RefSeq and is a predicted model, not a curated record. Gene Ontology annotation, molecular function: protein binding. Gene Ontology annotation, biological process: ERAD pathway.
CUAACGCCCAUCCCAAUAUUACCCCUCUCUCUCAGCUUAACGUUGUUUCCCAAAUUCCCAAUCAUCUUCCUCCUCCGCCUUCUUCUUCAUCUUCUCCGUUCUGUUAUUUGGCAAAGCAAUGAAUUUUGCAACUCGGAAACUCAUCUUCGCUCUCCUGAUUGUCUCUCUCUACCCUCUCUCUCUCUUCGCUCGGCCAUAUGUCCUCGUCCUCUCUCAAGACGACCUCUUAAACACCCCCACUUCGCCCGACGACUCACCGCCCGCCGACUCGACUCAAAAUGACUCGCCCGAGUGGGAUGAGUUCGGCGACUCCGGCUCCCCACAGUCCGAGGAGGAGCUCGACCCGGGUUCCUGGCGCCCCAUCUUCGAGCCCGACCCCUUUAGGCCCGACCCGGCCAACAACCCGGACGAACGCUACUACUCCACCGUAUCCAAAUUAAUCAAGUCCGUCAGCUCCGGCGACACGACGCUCAUGGACGACGCCGUUUCGGAGAUCGAGGAAUCAGCUUCCCGCGGUCUCCCUCACGCGCGGUCCGUGCUGGGGUUUCUGUACGCUACGGGCCAGAUGAGGAAGCAGAACAAAGCCAAGGCCUUCACGUACCACUACUUCGCUUCCGAGGGUGGUAACAUGCAGUCGAAGAUGGCUCUCGCUUAUACUUACUUUAGGCAAGAUAUGUUUGAUAAAGCAGUGAAGCUUUACUCGGAAUUAGCCGAGGCAGCAGUGAAUAGCUUCCUAAUUUCGAAGGACUCGCCGGUGAUCGAGCCAGUGAGGAUCCACAAUGGAGCUGAGGAGAACAAGGAGGCGUUGAGGAAGAGCAGAGGCGAAGAAGAUGAGGACUUUCAGAUUUUGGAGUACCAAGCUCAGAAGGGAAACUCUGCGGCAAUGUAUAAGAUUGGUCUCUUUUACUAUUUUGGUCUGAGAGGGUUGAGGCGCGACCAUGCCAAGGCGUUGUCGUGGUUUUUGAAGGCGUUGGAGAAGGGAGAGCCUCGGGCGAUGGAGCUGCUUGGGGAGAUUUAUGCUAGAGGAGCUGGGGUUGAGAGGAAUUACACCAAGGCUCUGGAGUGGCUUACACUCGCAGCCAAACAGGAGCUUUAUUCAGCCUAUAACGGGAUAGGCUAUUUGUAUGUUAAAGGAUAUGGGGUGGAGAAGAAGAACUACACCAAAGCAAAAGAGUAUUUUGAGAAGGCUGCUGAGAAUGAAGACGCAGGGGGGCACUAUAACCUAGGAGUAAUGUAUCUCAAAGGGAUUGGGGUAAAGAGAGAUGUGAAAAUUGCAUGUAAAUACUUUAUAGUGGCUGCUAAUGCUGGUCAACCCAAGGCAUUCUACCAGCUGGGAAAGAUGUUUCAUACUGGAGUUGGGCUUAAGAAAAAUCUUCCCAGGGCCACUGUAUUGUACAAACUAGUUGCAGAAAGGGGACCAUGGAACUCCUUGUCCAGAUGGGCACUAGAAUCAUACUUAAAAGGGGACAUGGGCAAGGCAUUCUUCUUGUAUUCAAGGAUGGCUGAGUUAGGCUAUGAGGUAGCGCAAAGUAACGCUGCAUGGAUUCUUGACAAAUAUGGAGAACGUAGCAUGUGCAUAGGAGAAUCCGGUUUCUGCACGGAUGCAGAAAGGCAUCAGCGUGCUCAUUCAUUGUGGUGGCAAGCAUCUGAGCAGGGUAAUGAACAUGCUGCUUUGCUGAUUGGGGAUGCAUAUUACUAUGGUCAGGGUACUGAGAGAGAUUAUGAACGUGCGGCAGAGGCUUACAAGCAUGCCAGGACCCAGUCUAAUGCACAAGCCAUGUUCAACCUUGGUUACAUGCAUGAGCAUGGACAAGGGCUGCCUUUGGAUCUUCAUCUCGCGAAGCGUUACUAUGAUCAAGCUCUAGAGAUUGAUCCAGCAGCAAAGUUGCCUGUCACAUUAGCCCUUACAAGCUUAUGGAUACGAAAAAAUUAUGCCGAUGGUUUCCUGGUCCAUGUGAUCGAUUCAUUGCCUGAAGUUUAUCCCAAGGUGGAAGAAUGGGUAGAUAAUGUGCUUCUAGAGGAAGGAAAUGCGACAAUAUUGACUCUUUUUGUUUGUCUCCUCACUGUCCUAUAUCUUCGUGAGCGACAACGCAGGCAUGCUGUUGCUGCUCCCGGUGGGAUGGCUGUGCCACACCACCCGAAUGAGCAUGUUGCACCAGCACCCUUAUAGUUUUGUUGGCAAUGGUGGUCUUCAGGAACUACAAGGCUCUUUUUGCUGUUCCGUCGGUUACGAACAAAUAUUUUCCUCUAGAAUGCAUAUGUACAGGUAUCUGAUGCUCCUCAAAUUAUUUGGAAAAAAAGCUUUUGUUGUUUGGCACAAAUUGUACCAUAGACAUAGAGAGACUCGCGCAAGUAGAAAAUAACAAUGUUUUUGCCUCACAUAUAAAAAACCAUGUAUCGCUUCUAAAUUUCAGUUAGAGGUAUGACUCUCGGCGUUGUUCUGCAGCAGGCUAGAAUUCAGUAGAUUCAUUUUGCGUUA